This is a messenger RNA of Benincasa hispida (wax gourd), 745 nucleotides long. The record is from RefSeq and is a predicted model, not a curated record. NCBI's taxonomy places the organism in Eukaryota, Viridiplantae, Streptophyta, Magnoliopsida, Cucurbitales, Cucurbitaceae.
UGCUUUAUAUUAUAUUUCUAGAUAUUCACAGCAACAAAUGGAAGUUAAAGAUGACAAGAUGGAUGAAAAGUGGUGGCAUCUUUAUGAUAAAUUGUGGAUUAUUAUUAGUGAGAUAAAUGGCAAGGGACCGAACAAAACUUUGCCGAAAUCAUCAACUUCUGGAGGUCCCACAUUUGGUCAAAGAGCCCGUGGAUUAGUAGAAUCACUCAACCUUCCUGCUGCAGAGAUGGCUGCUGUUGUUGUAUCAGGUGGCAUAGGCAGUGCAUUGGGAGGAAAACCGAACAGAAUUGUUGAUAAGGCAAUGAUUUUGCGCUCGGAGAAGUUCCCAAGAAUUAUUCUUCGACUUGUGAUGCUCUACAUCUGCAAAUCUCCUCUUGAAAAAGCAUCACGAUGUGUGCAGCAGUUUAUUUCACUUUUACCUUCUCUUGUCGAUACUGAUGAUGAUCAAAACAAAAAUAGGUUGCAGCUGUUCAUCUGGUCUUUGCUUGCUGUUAGGUCACAGUACAGAAUGUUAAAUAAUGAUGCUCGCAUGCAUGUCAUAUCGCAUUUGAUUCGAGAAACUGUAAGCUGUUGCAAAUCAAUACUUGCAAACAGUAUAAUCAGAACAGAUGAUUCCUCAGAUACUGGUGUUUUUCUUAAAGAAACUGGGUACAUACACAACCUGAUACAAAAAGAACGAGUUUCUGCAGCUGUAAGUUACUUUGUGUAUAUUGAUCCAUGUGCUUGCUAGUGAUUGUUUUUGCUU